UCUAACCAAGAAAGAAACAUUUCUUCCAGCAUAAUGGAGGGGUGUUUUACAAGUUUUGAUCAACUUCCAGAAGAUAUAAUCAUGGAGAUAUUAUCAAUCUUGCCUGUGGAGUCUAUACUGAAACUCAAAUCUGUUUGCAAAUACUGGUACAUACUUAUUCAAUCUCCAAAUUUUAUUAUCAAACAUUUUUUCCACAAAAACAAUUAUGAAAUUCCUUUUGUUCAUCUCUAUUUCUUUGAUACUAAUCAAUUAUCUAUUUCAAUUGAUGAAUACCCUUUGCUUCAAGAUUUUUACUUGCACAAAUCCACUUCUUUAAAGCCAGUAAUUGGCCCUUUGAAUGGACUUUUUUUUGUGCAUAAUCUUGAUAAGAAUGAAAUGUCUAUGUGGAACCCUGUAACAGAGGAAAUCAAGAAUAUAAUAGUACCAAGUCUACCUUUUUAUCCUUGUUUUAGUGGUUUGUGUUGUUCGGACUCUUCAAAAAUGUUGCAUCACUCGUGUGAGAUCCUCCAGAAAUGCAUUGUUUCUGGAGGUUCCGACAUGCACCCGUCAAUAUUUUUGAAGAGUCCAAGCAACAUAGAUUUUAGCCUAUGUUGUUCGGACUAUCCAAAAAGGUUGUCGUAUCUGUGUCCGAAUCUCAAGAAAUGUGUUGCUUCCGGAGGAUCCGAUACGCAGCCGUCGACAUCAUGUUGCUCAGUCUCUCCAGAAAUGUUGUUGCAUUCGUGUCAGAUCCUCCAGAAAUGUGCUUCUUUUUCUUUUGGAGGUUUUGACAUGCACCCUUCAACAUUUUUGAAGAGCCCGAACGACAAUGAUUUCAGGCUAUGUCGUCGUUUGGACUCUCUAGAAUUGUUGCCGCACUCGUGUCAAAUCCUCCAAAAAUGUGUUGCUUCUCGAGAUUCCGACACACACCCGUCGACAUUUUUGAAGAGUCCAAGCAACAAUGAUUUUAGUUUAUCUUGCUCAGACUCUACAAAAAUGUUGCCGUACUCGUGUCGGAUUCUCCAAAAAUGCGCUUCUUCUGGAGGUUCCGACACGCACCCGUCGAUAUUUUCGAAGAGUCUGAGGUCUUAUUCUCAUCAUUUUGGAUUUGGAAUGGACCCUUUGAGUAAAGAUUACAAAGUUGUAUGGAUAAGGGAUUUAUUUUGGCAGGAAGAAACAUUUACAAGAAGUGCAUCCGCUGUUGUUUCAGUUUAUUCACUAAGUACUAAUUCUUGGAGGCAUUUUGAGGACAAAACAUUUUUGAGUAGUCAUAUAAUCAUGUCAUAUUUUGAUUCAUACCUUGAUGGAUUUUAUUACUGGAAGAAACUCGACGACAAACGACGUUGCGAAAUUCUUGUAUUUGAUUUUAGAAAUGAAGAUUUUCAAGUGAUACAAACUCCAGAUGUGUUCAAUUCAAAUUUAGGAACACUUGGUUUGUAUGAUGGUUCUGUUUCUAUGUUGUUUCAUUAUCUUGUUCAAAGCAAGACAUGUAUUGAGAUUUGGGUGAUGGAAAAGUUUGGAUUUUGGACUAAAAAAUUGGUUCUUGAAUCCACUUUGAUUGUUAAAAGACCAAUUGGAUAUGGUGUCAAUGGGGAGAUUUUUCUUGAAACCACAAGUUCAAAUCUUGCAAUGAUUGAUCCAAGAACACAAGAGAUUGUUAAGUGUCUUGGACCAAUAUUGGGAAAUGGUUACUCUUUGCAAGUUCUUGUUUACAAGAAGAGCUUAGUUUCCAUCAAGAAAUUGACUACUUGUAACUUAACCAAAGGUCUCACGUUCGAGCAGCUGGGUAUCUAAGUUAGUCAGAAGGGUAAAGCGAGUAUCAGACACCGCGUGAGGAACAAGGCAA
This is a messenger RNA of Solanum dulcamara, 1822 nucleotides long. RefSeq lists its product as uncharacterized. The transcript has a single exon. Gene Ontology annotation, molecular function: protein binding. Bases 34 to 1770 code for a protein of 578 amino acids. Lineage: Eukaryota; Viridiplantae; Streptophyta; Magnoliopsida; Solanales; Solanaceae. The record is from RefSeq and is a predicted model, not a curated record.